GGCGUUGCGGGGCGCGGGCGGCGCGGGGCGGCCGCUGCGUGGAGGGGUGCGCCGCGGCGCGCCAGUCUCGUGCCGGUAGUCGGUAGUGCAGCCGAGCGACUCCGGGAGCCGUCCCCGCCGCGUCGUCGCUCGCUCGUAGUCGUAGUGCGCCGCCCGGCCCGCCCCGCGCCGUCGGCGUCCAAGCCCAUGGAUACCCAGAAUCAGGAUGUGGCCAGAAGCCCCGCUGAGGUGCCCAACGACCCGGGGAAGAUGUUCGUCGGAGGCCUCAGCUGGCAGACUAGUCCAGAGAGUCUUCGAGACUACUUUAGCAAAUUCGGCGAAAUCACAGAAGUUAUGGUUAUGAAAGAUCCCACGACGAGGCGGUCGAGAUUUGCUUGUUCCAGGGGCUUUGGUUUCAUCACAUUCGGCGACCCAGCUAGCGUAGACAAAGUAUUAGCUCAAGCAACACACGAAUUAGAUGGCAAAAAGAUUGACCCCAAAGUGGCCUUCCCCAGGAGAGCACACCCAAAGAUGGUCACCAGGACAAAGAAGAUUUUUGUAGGCGGGCUAUCGGCACCCACAACGCUUGAAGACGUAAAGAAUUACUUCGAACAAUUCGGACCGAUCGAGGACGCCAUGCUAAUGUUCGACAAACAAACCAAUAGGCACAGAGGAUUCGGAUUCGUCACGUUUCAAAGUGAAGACAUAGUAGAUAAAGUGUGCGAAAUACAUUUUCACGAAAUCAACAACAAAAUGGUGGAAUGCAAAAAAGCACAACCGAAAGAAGUCAUGCUCCCAGCUAAUUUGGCCAAGACGAGAGCCGCUGGCCGCGGCGCGUACGAUUUCAUGUGGUCAUUGGGUGCUCUUCCUGAUGGGUUUCCAGCAGCGUACGCCGCCUACGCGGCAGGACGUAGCUAUUCGGGCUAUCCUAGCUUCGGGCUGCCAUACCCUGCAGCGUGGUGCCCGCGGCGCGGCCCUGCCCAGCAAGCCGUUGACCUGACCAACGGCCAACUGACACCGAACAACAACACACCGCUGUUGGCGCAGGCGCUCUCAGUGAUGAACAAUUAUCAAGCAGCAGCUGCUGGGUUCGGUCCGCCCGCGUCGCCGCACGCUGCCGGAGGACGAGCUGGAUUCCCGGCCGCAAGUUCGCCGGGUCCGGCGCUUGAUGUGUACGGCUCCGCCGCCGAUAGCGUUGGCUACGUGCAAGCCGCAAGCCCGCAACCCUCUGGAUUCCCGGCGAUCGCCGUCAGCCGUGCGCCUCUCAAUUACACCCCAGGACCCCUGAUUCCUGCGGCGUUUACCAACGGUUAUCAUUGAAAGUGUUAUAGCACAAAUAUUUUACGUGGCGAGCGGUGUGGCGGCGCCUAGCGUCCCGAGCACCCGGGCGCCGCGUGCGCCGCGCUGCAGGCCCUCGCCGCCCGCUGCCCGCCCGCGCACCUCCAGCCCCGCGCCACCGACGGAGCCCCGGACACCACCGGACUCUCCCCUGAACAUCACUCCGUCAACCGCGGCGUCUCACCUUCCCCCUGUAUCCCAAUCUGUCCUCAUCCUCACAUCUCCUCACCCUCAUACUCCCUCUCUCCACACACUCUCCCCCCACCGACUCGGUCUCGUGACCCCGUCUAUUGUAAAUAACGAUAAUCUACUUUUUGUCGUGUGAACGAGAGAUAGUCUAUCGAUUGAACAGGUAUUUUUUCAAAUUUUUCUCGCUUUCGACUGUACCGUAGAUGUGUUGUCAGAAUAAUAAACAAUUAAACUCCAAAAAAAAAUACAUUUCAUAAUUAUAUAAAGUGCAUCUAGACGAUUUUAUUGCAGGGAGGUAUAUCUUAAAUAUUUUAUGGUUCAUAGUUGAAUUACAGCGUAAGGUGUAAACGGUCCUCGACGCGCGGGACUUAGUAGUGGAAGGUGUUAUUUCUUUGUGCAUUGUAUUCGUAUCGUUGGGUGGGCUCAGCGCGCGACUGCGCCGGCGCAGGCGGGGCCCGCGCGUGCGCACGACGCCGCUGACAAUAACGCGACCGCCGCGCGCCUCCCCGCUCGUCCACCUACACAUAUUUUAUUCUAUCUAUUUUUAAUAUUAAUGUCAAAUAUUAACAUAAUUAUUAUACUACUAUAAUUAUAUUACGCAUAUUUUACCUAUGAAUGUAAUUAUUUUCGCCUAAUUCGAAUUGUAUAAAAUCACCUCUUUGAACGGCUGUUCUGUUUCAGUAGCGAUCAAGUUUCUCGAUUACUUCCGUAUAAGACUACGUUAGUUACGCGUAUACAUACUUUCUAAUAUUAUGUAUUAUGAUAUAAAAUUUUAUCCUAAGGAUAAUAUGAUCAUAUUUACGAUUCAUAAGGACGUUUGGAAAGCUAAGUCGGUAACAUUUCAGAAUAUCUCUCAUCGCGUUAAGAUAAUUCGUUUCUAUCUUAUACCUUUGAACGUAGGUAUUGUAAUUAUAAUAAUAACAAUUUUGUGCAUUACGUAAUAAAUAUUUCAUGGUUUCUUACAUUGUAUUUACCGUAAUUUAAGACCACUGUUGAAAAACAUACACGGCUCCACUUGCAUUAAUGAGUCACACCAUAUUUAGAUGUAUUGGACAAUUUUAAUCAACAUAAUAAUAAUAAUCACUAACAAUGACGUUUCAUACAUACAGUAACUUCACGACACAACAUUUCAAUAAAAAUAAAGACAGGGAUAAAAAAAUUACAGCCAAAGGCGCAGGUUUGAGGUAAUAGAUUAAAUAUGAAGUCAAUUCAUUAAUCAUAUUCGUUAGGUACUGGAGACAAUUAUCGACCACUUCGUCUAGGUUGCAGCAGUUAGGGAGCUAAGUGGGCUGCGCGCGUAGCAGUUGCCGUAGCGCAACGCUACGUCGUAGCGCCGUGCUACGACCGGCUGCUAGUCGCCCAAACCGCGCACACGUUCGCCGCUCGCUAUAAACAACAUGCACUCGGUUGCAUUCAUUCGUUAUUUACUAUUAUUAUUACUCAUUACCUACAUCAAUUAAACAUUAAUAUUAUAAAUCUAGGUAUUAAAUUUUAGGUAAUAAUAAUAAACAAUCUUUUAAAGCUAUUAUUAUAUAAAUACGUUAUAAAUAUAAAUGUUUCCUGUUACAAAAAAAAAAUAUUGAAAAUGAUACGAAAUAAAUCAAUAUUCUUUUUAAAGGUAAUUUAUUACUUAUGAGUAUGUAGUUAAUUGAAUAAUGGAGUGUUAGAUGGAGUGCGUUCGUCGCCGAGCGGCGCGCUCGCUUCGCGUUUUAUGUUCGUUCGUGCCGAAUUCGUUCGCUGAGAUGACGUCACGUGCGGCAGGCGCGCCCCCGAGGCCGCGCCGCGCCGCGCCACGCCGCACACACCGCAGGAGACGCGACCGCGAUUAUGUUGUUAAAAACGUUAGCUAGGAAAUUGAAAAUGAAAUCGAAAGGUGUGAGUCUUUAGGACGGUCGGAAUAUCGAUAUCAUACCUAACAAAUUAACGUAAUUAUUUGUUUUAUAUUUACGGUGUUAUAGGUAUUUAAGACAUUUUUUCUUAGAAUAUUUAAUUAUUACGAUGAGAUGUUAUAAUUGUUAGGCCCGGGCCGGCGGCGGAGUGGCGCGCGCGCACCUCACCGCCGUCGGCCGUCUCAUUCACUCUCACAUCCUCACUAUAAUUAUAUUUUCUUACCGACCUUUUUAAUGUAGGAGAAGCGCACACGGCCGCUUGUCCCCGUGCGAGUACGAGUACAAACAAACAUAUAGUGAGAGACGUUCGUUUCGCCGCGUUCGUGAGAAGCCAUCGGUUCGCCGCGAUUGCAUCGAGACGAUGAUACAUGAUGACAAUUAUUGUAUAUACAUAGUUAGCCGCAUGUGUAAAAAGACGUUUAGGUAGACGCCGAAGUGUGGCGUGUAAUGUAUGCGACAGAUGAUGCACAAGCGCAGUGCUACCACCGCGCUGACCAUCGAGCCGGUAGGUGUGUCGCCACCCUUAUAUUGUACGUCGUUUUAUACCUUCAAACGGCACAUCAGAUUGUAUCUAACUGAAAGCUAUAUACUCCUUGUGUGAAUAAAUUCUGAAAAUUAUACGAUAAUUGACAUGAAACAAACAUCACAAAUUACAUUACGAACAAGGUUUCAAAAUGCGCCAUAAUAUAAGUCCGGUGACACACCGAGUUACCAUCUGGUCGAUAUUAGAUUCAUUCAGCAAUCAGGUUUAGCUGGUGUUUAUUAGUUUCAUUAUUAUUGUUCUUAAGUUAUAAUGUUUGUGAGUUUCUUUAGUGUCAUCCUUAGGGCUUCAGUCUACGGGUCAUCUUGAUGCCGGCUCUGUCAUAUCAUAUCUAUUUAAAGUACAAUGUUUUCAUUAAUUUACUUCAAUGUAUUUACAUAUUCUGUUGUUAAUUUAAAGUCAAUUAAGAGUUUAAUUUAAUGUUGUUUGUUUAAGUUUACACUUAUACUGAAUAUUUUGAAUUAUCUUUAGAAUUAUUUGGUAGCUAAUAUGGCCCGUAGUUCGGAAGCCAGUCGUUCUAAGUGCGGUCGUUUGUGGUCACCGCACGAUCACUUGGCGGUCGCCGCGCUGCCGCGCUGUCACCACAAACGCCGUGCGGUCCCUCUCGCUUGUUCGUGUACGCGAUAGUUGAGUUACUUCAGUCACCAUUUAGACGUGUUCUAUAUCAGAAUAAAGACUACGUAAUAAUAAGCGAGAUCUCAAAUUUAUUUUAAAAUUCUUUAUGUGAUCCUAAUAUUGCGACUUAUCGUAUCUAUAUGUAUGUAAUAAAAUUAAAAAGAUAAUUUAUUAUAUUUUGUAUAACAUUCUACGUUUAUUUACACUCGAUCUACUUUAUAUUAAAGAUAAUAAUUAAUUUUAAUCUAAUAAUGACAGACUGGUAAAGUUCGUAGAGUCGCCGCGGCGGCCAUAGAUCAAGUAGCUUUGCAUAUUCGGCGAUGGCCAACUAAGAGUUUCUUGGACCAAAGGUAUACUAAUUCGCGUAGAACCGGAGGCGCAUUGGCUCCGCACGAACCCUUCCGACCCGAGCCGAGCGGCCGAUCGGUCGCCAGCAGAGCACCGGGCCCGCGCGCCCGCGCCCGCGCACCCCGUCCCGCUCCCGGCCCCCACCCCCGCGCAAUGCCGCCCGCUUGGUUUCGUUCUCGCGGUUACUUCUCGAUUGCGUGCUUCGCGUGCUGACUGAUUUUCUAUAGCAAUAAAAAUCAAUUACCUAAGAUUUUACAUUAAAAUAAAUUUGGAUUUAUAUACGUUCGAAUUUGGUGUCAUGUACAUUUAAAAUAUUAGUGAAAGGAGAUAACGAUAGGCGAACGAUCCGCGACUGUCCCGUCGCGGCGUCGGCGCAUUAUUUUCGUCAUUUCUUCGUGUAUAAUAUGUUACAUGAAUCUGUAUACAAUAUGGAUAUAAAUCGUAAUGAUGAAUAAAAUUAGUUUUUACGGCAUCUCUUUAUUAAAUAAUGAUAAUAUCAAAACGUUUUGUAAAAAGCGGUGGGUAUGUCCGCCGCCCCGAUUUCGUGCACCAAUGCACUUUCUUAUUGGAAUAUUACAUUAUAUAACGUACAUAAUACUAUGAGAUAUAUAAUCAUACAGCCUUUCGGGGCGCGCGUGUAUGGCGAUGUAUGUAUACACAUUGUGCAAUGUACAUAUACCUUAUAUAAUACAAUGAUUUAAGACAAGGUUCACAUCGUGCCGUGUGUAUGUGGUAAUAAAUAUAAUAUGGACAUUGUUCAAACAAUAA
This is a messenger RNA of Spodoptera frugiperda (fall armyworm), 5667 nucleotides long. It is a transcript of the gene Rbp6, whose product is annotated as RNA-binding protein Musashi homolog Rbp6. Gene Ontology annotation, molecular function: RNA binding. The coding region runs from base 187 to 1299 and encodes 370 amino acids. Gene Ontology annotation, cellular component: cytoplasm. NCBI's taxonomy places the organism in Eukaryota, Metazoa, Arthropoda, Insecta, Lepidoptera, Noctuidae. The record is from RefSeq and is a predicted model, not a curated record. The transcript has 16 exons.